AUCGAAGAUCCACCAUGGCUGCUGUCUUAGAAUGGGUCCCUGAUUCUCUAUAUAAUACAGCGAUUUCCUCCAUAGUAACACACUAUAACAAGUAUAGAAAGGAACUAAGGACACUCACGGAUAAUGUGCAAUUCGAUAUAUUCUACAAACUUUACAAUAAGGGUCGGUUGUGCCAACUAGGAAUUGAGUUUAGUGAACUCGAUGUUUUUGCCAAAGUUCUCAAAAUAAAUGACAAAAGGCAUCUACUGCACCACUGCUUCCAAGCAUUAAUGGACCAUGGUGUGAAAGUUUCUGAGAUAUUGUCUGACGCAUACUGCCAGAGAUGCUGCAUGACUAACCAAACUGAUGCUGUAACUCGUGAUAAAGUUGUCCAACUUGGAUUCUCUCUUGGAGUAUUCCUGAGUGAUGCAGGGUGGUUUGUGGACAGUGAGAAAGUCUUUAUGUCCUGUCUGCAGUUAUGUAAACUAGUCAGUGGUAGCCAGUACUUGCCAAAAACACUGGAGUGUUGUGUGAGGCUGUUACACGUGUAUAACGCCAACUGUAAAUAUGAUGAAGCCCUAGAAAUCCAUAAGUUGGCUUUGGAAGUGGUCGACAAGAUGGAGAAUCACGGGUUCUCUGUUAACAAAGCUUUGUUGUAUUCAGAACAUUGCGCUUUACUGUUCGCUAGGAGCCAUUAUGUACAGGCAUUCAAUUCAUGUUGUAAUGCUCUCCGGGCUAUAAGAAACAAUAUACCUCCCCCAAAGGCCUUGGUGGAUAUUCUGAGACAAAGUGCAAAGGCCUCAGUGGUCAAGAGGGAGUUCAAGAAGGCUGAAAUGCUUAUUAAACAUGCAGUCCAUAUCUCCAAGGAACAUUUUGGACCUAAACAUAGCAAAUAUUCAGAUGCCCUGCUGGACUAUGGCUUCUACUUGCUGAAUGUUGACCACAUAUCACAGGCAGUUACUGUUCUUCAAGCUGCCCUUGAUAUUCGCCAGUGUGUGUUUGGAGGGAACAAUCUCCAUGUUGCCGUGGCGCAUGAAGAUCUCGCUUACGCCACCUAUGUUAAUGAAUAUAGCUCUGGAAAAUUCUCAGAUGCCAAAGACCAUGCAGAGAAAGCCAUAUGUAUCAUCACACACAUUCUUGUUCCUGAUCACCUUCUGUUGGCAUCUUCAAAGAGAGUUAAAGCUCUUAUCUUAGAAGAGAUUGCCAUUGACUCUCAAAACAAGGAGGUAGAAAAGCAAUUAUUACAAGAAGCGCACGAUUUGCACCAUGCAUCACUUUCACUGGCUAAAAAGGCAUUCGGUGAGAACAACGUUCAGACAGCAAAGCAUUAUGGGAAUUUGGGUCGAUUGUAUCAAUCGAUGCAUAAAUAUAAGGAGGCAGAGGAAAUGCACUUAAAAGCUAUCGCCAUCAAGGAAUCCCUUUUGGGACCAGAGGAUUAUGAAGUUGCGUUGUCAGUCGGCCAUCUUGCUUCUCUAUACAAUUAUGACAUGAAAAUCUAUGACAAGGCAGAAAAACUCUAUUUGCGGUCAAUUUCAAUAGGUCGUAAGCUGUUUGGUGCAGGAUACAGUGGGUUAGAAUAUGACUAUAGAGGGCUCUUGAGACUCUACCAUAGCCUGGGGGAUGCCCAAAAGGCCAUAGAAUACGGGACAAUCUUACACCAGUGGAAUCAAAUACGUGAUCAAAACAAUGACGAUGAUGCUCGUCCAUUAGACUAUGAUCCAACUGAAACAACUUUAGAAGUCAUUAAUAAGUUUCUGGAAGGCUUGGAGUCUUGAUAGUGCUGAAGGAGGGCAAAUCAUAUUUUUAGUGAAACCUCUGUUAUUUAGUGUGGUAUUCAAUUGUAUAAAGCUAUAUAUAUCUGUAUAUAUUAUUUAUUGUAUAAAAGAAGUACUAUGUUACUCAGAGAUGACCAUUUGCUAUCCAUUGUUAUUCUACAGCCUAUUACUAUGAUAUUCACAAAAUAUCAUGUCACAAAAAAAAUGGUAUUUUUUUAACCGUUGGAAAAAUAUCAUGUAUUUGGCAAAUUUUUAAAAAGCUGUACUCUCUUACCGAAUGAUUACUUGGAUGAUAUUAUAUCUAUUUAUGGAUAAGAAUCAUAUCACAUACCUGGUCAUAGGAUAUAUAUCAUAUCCCCUAUAAACAUCAUGUGUAUCAUGAGUUAGUCUUAAAA
Owenia fusiformis is the source of this 2149-nucleotide messenger RNA. NCBI's taxonomy places the organism in Eukaryota, Metazoa, Annelida, Polychaeta, Sabellida, Oweniidae. The record is from the annotation of a GenBank genome assembly.